Malassezia globosa CBS 7966 is the source of this 1335-nucleotide messenger RNA. RefSeq lists its product as uncharacterized. The record is from RefSeq and is a predicted model, not a curated record. NCBI's taxonomy places the organism in Eukaryota, Fungi, Basidiomycota, Malasseziomycetes, Malasseziales, Malasseziaceae. The coding region runs from base 1 to 1335 and encodes 444 amino acids. Gene Ontology annotation, cellular component: cytoplasm; nucleus; protein phosphatase type 2A complex. Gene Ontology annotation, molecular function: peptidyl-prolyl cis-trans isomerase activity; protein tyrosine phosphatase activator activity. The transcript has a single exon. Gene Ontology annotation, biological process: mitotic spindle organization.
AUGCCACCCAGACCCACAGUGUCAGAAGCACAGCAUGUAUUAAUAGACAAACUACGCAAACCUGUUCAUCACCCAUCAUAUGCCGAGAAUAAGGUCAAUGCACCGGGACCACAAGAUCCAUUUGAAGGCGCUCUGGAGCCGACACUUUUUGUGGAUGGCUUCGAAGGGCAGGAACUUCCUCGCAAGCGCAUUCUCACUCAGCGUCACUUAGAUCACUUUAAACACUCGAAAGUAUAUGCUGAAAUUGUGGGUAUGAUUCAGAUUUGUAACGAGUCUGUCAAGUCUCAUAAAUUGGACGAGCCCAUGGUCGAAAGCCCAUCGAUCCGAACGAUUCUGCAGGUCAUUGCUCAUGUGAACAAGCUUGUAGACGAGACACCUCGAGAUACCGACUCUGCACAGAUGUCCCGAUUCGGAAACCCUGCAUUUCGGGAAUUGUACCAAAAAAUCGUCGACAAGACGGAUGCUUUGAUGCAGAUACUCCCAGGCCUUGAACGUGCAGAGCACGAACGGUCGCGAAAAGAGGUGGCCGUCUACUUUUAUGAAGCAUGGGGUAAUGCAAAACGCAUUGACUACGGAAGUGGAAUGGAACUGAACUUCUUGUGCUGGCUCCUAUGCCUUGUAAAGCUUGGUGUACUGGACCUGCAUCGCGACGCCAAAUGCAUCGUUCUCCGAGUGUUUUGGGCAUACAUCGAGACGAUGCGUGUCAUCCAGGCCACAUAUUGGCUCGAGCCGGCUGGAAGUCAUGGUGUUUGGGGUCUCGACGACUACCAUUUCUUGCCAUUUUUGUGGGGUGCUGGUCAGCUGGCAGACCACCCGUACCUUAGACCGAAAUCAAUCCAUGACGUUGAAAUUGUCGACGAGUGUGCGCGCUCCUACAUGUAUUUUGCAUGUAUCCAAGCCAUAAAUACGGUCAAGACUGAGUCGCUUCGCUGGCACUCGCCUAUGCUGGACGACAUCUCUGGCGUCCGGUCGUGGAGCAAGGUCAACCACGGCAUGGUGAAGAUGUAUCGUGCUGAGGUGCUGCAGAAGCUGCCGAUUGCCCAACAUAUUUUCUUUGGCGAGCUUCUAAGUUUCGGCCAUGUAGACGAAGAUGACUAUAUCGUGGAUGUCGAAGAGGAUGACCAUGGCCAUCGAUUUGCUACCAACGAGCUGUUAUCACACUCUAUCCACGCUCAUGGUCAUGCCCCACACGGCGAGGGACAAGCUGCUGGAUGGGGCGACUGCUGUGGUAUUCCCAUCCCCAGUGUGUUUGCUGCAGCCGAGCAACAAGCUAAAGAGAGCGGUCAACAUCCACCCGGAAAACACAUGCCUGUAAGGCGUAUUCCAUUCGACUGA